CACUCUCAAAAGGUUUCACCUCUCUCUGCCUGGUGAUAUCUAGCGGACAGGGCCCUGGCAUGGUCAAUCGCAGAACACGCGCUGCUAGUUACUCCAGGCAUCAGCUCUAAAUCUUCAGCUAACUAUUUCAUAGUCAAUAGCUACGGAGUACAUGAUUUGAAUAUCAUGGCUUUUGACAGCUUUAUGCAAUUCAGCCCUAUUUUAGCUCGACGAGUAGCUAAUGAAGUUUAUCGACAAACAUCUACUGCUCCUCCGUACCUGCGAUGUAGUCUAUUAAAUUCCAUGCAAAGAGGCUCGGUUUUAAGCGAAGAUGAAGCAUAUGUAUACCUACUUGACAUUUUCGUCGCUGGAAGAGUUUCAGAGUCUGUUUGGACGUUCCAAUCUGCUAAUUUCCUUCGUAGCGAGUUGAAGAAUGCUUGAGCCGCCUAUCUUAAGGGCGAUGAAACAGGAUCUAACCUUCAAUCUGAACCUUGUGCGCGACUAGUUGUCGAUCCUAUGAAAUGCGAUACUCGAAAUCUCGUUCACGGUUCCUCGCUGACCAGGUUGCAGGGCAAGGAACCCGAAAGGUUAGCUCUCCUUACUAUGCCCUGCGCCAAUGACAGCGCUCUGCGACAAACCAGAUUUAAGCCGUGUGGCUUGUGUGACCUUGGACGGCAGAACGAUGCACCCAUCAGCUCCCUGGUUACGGAGUACGGAGUACAGGGCAAGGUAUCAAAACUCUGAAAUUGCGGCCUGGUCUAUGUGGCAGUGUCCUCGGCCUCGUACCUCUUCAAGAAACCUAUAAAUCAGGAAGAGGUGGACCGGCGUGCACCCAGUCUCUCCACUCGCCCUCGAAAUCCUUCUUGUUUGCUUGGAUUUAUCCCUCAAAUCCUCUCAAUCAUACACAAUUAAAGAAUUGAAGCCUCGGCUGCCAAGAUCGACGCAACAUGACCAAGGCUAUUCACCUUCUCUCCCUCGCUCUCGCCAGCGGUGCUGCCACCGCCAGGACGAUUAAGGUCAAGGUCGCCAACGGUGGCUUGAACUUCGACCCAGACGUCAUCCGUGCGGAACCUGGAGACGAAGUCGCCUUCUACUUCACCAGAGGCUCUCAUGAUGUUACUCUGGGAGAAUUCGACAACGCUUGCCAGCCAGCGGACAACGCAUUCUGGUCUGGCACCAUCAACCUCCCGGAGGGUACUCAAGGCUCUGCCGUCUUCACGAUUCCCAUCGAGGACACAGACCCCAAAUGGAUCUACUGCAGUUACCGGAGACACUGCCAGAAUGGAAUGGUUGGAGUGAUUAACCCACCCUCCGAGGGCGACCAAAACAUCGAUGCCUUCAAGAGCAGAGCUGCUGAGGCUCCAGCCAGCCACCGACCAACAAGCAUCAAUGGUGGUACAUUGAACGUGAUGGGUGACGUUGAUAUUCCCGGCCAUGAUGAGGACGACGAGUCCCCGGCCCCAUCUGGCACUGGCGAUGACUCAAUCCCAACCGCCACCCUGAUUCCCCCAAGCACCACCGACGGUCCUCCCCAGACUACGGGUAGCGAUUCUCCCGCCCCUACUUUCACUGGCGCUGCUGCUCCAGCCCAAGGAAACGGCGCUCUGAGCGCACUCAUGGCCGGUUUGGCUGUUGGAGCUGCUUGGUUUGGAUUGAUUUAAAUAUGAUUCAGAGUAACAAAUUGUCUUAACAUGUGACUUUGGUAUAAUACCUUUUUUGUUUAACUCCUUGCUUUUCUUGUAAGAGACAUAAUUGAGGAUACUCUUUUUCCUUCUUGGUUACCCCGGGAUAUAUACUGCUUUGAGCUGUAUGUAUA
Coccidioides immitis RS is the source of this 1795-nucleotide messenger RNA. RefSeq lists its product as uncharacterized. The coding region runs from base 927 to 1640 and encodes 237 amino acids. The transcript is spliced from 3 exons. NCBI's taxonomy places the organism in Eukaryota, Fungi, Ascomycota, Eurotiomycetes, Onygenales, Onygenaceae. The record is from RefSeq and is a predicted model, not a curated record.